UGUGAUUUUUGAUAAAGUUAUAGAAGAAGUUGGGCCUGAAAAUGUCGUACAAUUUAUCACUGAUAAUGCAGCAAAUUAUAAAGCUGCAGGUGAAAUGUUAGCAGCACGAUAUGGGAGAUUUUAUUGGAGUCCAUGUGCUGCUCACUAUGUAAAUCUUAUGCUUCAGGGAUCUUGGUGAAAGAGAUGAUAUGAAGUUGACAGUUCAUAGAUGCCAAGAAAUCACGAAGUUUAUUUAUAAUCAUGCUUAUGUCUUGAAUUUGAUGAGGAAAUUCACAAAUGGGGCUGAAUUGAUUCGACCUGCACAAACACAGUAUGCUACAAAUGUUUUGACUGUGCAGGGUAUAGUCAAGCAAAGAACUUCUCUCAGGCAGAUGUUUUCAAGUGAUGAUUGGGCUGCAUAUCCACAUGCCUAUAAAAGAAAGGCUACGACAGUUGUGGAUACCAUCUUCGAUGCUGACUUUUGGGAAUCAUGUGUGCACUUAUUGAAGAUUUGUGUACCUCUAGUGAAAGUCCUCAGAUUAGUUGAUAGUGAAGAUAGACCUUCUAUUGGAUAUUUAUGAGUCUAUGGACAGAGCCAAGGAGGCCAUUAGAGAUAAUAUGAAGGGGAAAAAGAAGUUGUACAUGCCUAUAUGGAAGAUUAUAGAUCAAAGGUGGUCUGGACAACUUCAUUGCCCACUUCAUGCAGCAGCCUACUACCUAAAUCCUGCUAUUAGAUAUCUUCUCAUUUUUAAGAAGGAUAGAAAGGUCGAGUAUGGCAUGUUGGAUUGUAUUGAUGUAUGAGUAAGCGAUAGUAAAGAACAAGACGCUAUCCAUAUGUCGAUCAACAAAUAUGAUACGGCUUCUGGUACCAUGGCGAGAGACACAUCAGUUCGAUGCAGGACAACUAUGCGUCCAGGUUUUAGAAAAAGAGAAUUUAUACUUUUUGUUGUUUAGCUUUUCUUCUAUCUUCUCACAUAUUUAUUCUGACAACAUUUUUACUUUCCAUCUAUUAUUAAAUUUGUGGUGGGAAAGGUUUGGGCCUGAUUGCCCAGAAUUAAGGAAGCUUGCAAUUAGAAUCCUCAGCCAAACAUGUAGUGCAACUAGAUGUGAAAGAAAUUGGAGUGUAUUUCAACACAUCCACAGUAAGAAGAGGAAUAGGCUGGAACAUAAAAGGUUGAAUGACCUUGUUUACGUUCGUUAUAAUAUGAAGUUGAGACAAAGGCAACUAGAAACAACAUCUACGAGGAAGCAUCACAAUCAAUAUGAUCCUAUCUUCAUUGACCAUUUUGAUAUAUUAGAUUCUUGGGUUGAAGAAGAACCAUCUGCAAUACUUGAUGAGGACGAUCUUGAUUUUUUGAACGUUGAAGGAGCAGCAGAGAUUAUUGAUGAAGGAGAGGCUGAGGGGGAGCAAUGGAAUGUUGGUGACAUUCCAUUUGCAACAGAGGGGAUAGAAGAAGCAAUUAAUGAAGAAAAUGAAGAUGAUGAUGAAGAAUGAAGAUGAUGAUGCAGAUGACGAUUGACGAGGCUUUUUGUUUUGAGUUUUGAAAACUAUGUCAAUAUGUUUUGAGUUUUGACCUCUGAACUUAUGAAUUGUGAUGUAAUUGAAUACUCUUAGGUUGCUUAGUAUGUUAUUUUGUUUUUUGAAUGUUUGAUUUCUUAUUUUGGAAUGUCUUGUUCAUAUGCAUACUUCAUAGUUCAUACUUCAUAUACAUGAAUGAUGAAUGUUCCUUUAAAUACAUUUUUCUUGAAUUUUUCUGAUUUUUCCUAGUUUUUUCGGAUUUUUUUAGA
Nymphaea colorata (pocket water lily) is the source of this 1767-nucleotide messenger RNA. RefSeq lists its product as uncharacterized. The coding region runs from base 830 to 1474 and encodes 214 amino acids. The transcript is spliced from 2 exons. NCBI's taxonomy places the organism in Eukaryota, Viridiplantae, Streptophyta, Magnoliopsida, Nymphaeales, Nymphaeaceae. Gene Ontology annotation, molecular function: protein dimerization activity. The record is from RefSeq and is a predicted model, not a curated record.